This is a messenger RNA of Drosophila melanogaster (fruit fly), 927 nucleotides long. RefSeq lists its product as uncharacterized. The coding region runs from base 66 to 818 and encodes 250 amino acids. The transcript is spliced from 3 exons. The record is from RefSeq and is marked reviewed. NCBI's taxonomy places the organism in Eukaryota, Metazoa, Arthropoda, Insecta, Diptera, Drosophilidae.
AUUCUGUUCUGAGCAGUCGAACCAGUCGGUAUCUUAACUAAAUUUCUAUUCCUUACAUCUUUAAAAUGGCAAACGAAGAGGUUAAAGACAAUGCCCAACUUAAGGCAACUAUGUUAAACUGCAAUUUGAACCCCAGUGUCGCGGAUGAUUUUGCUGAGUUCGAGGCAACCCUUGCGAAGAUCGAUUGUAUACUGCAGAACAAGGCACCCUGUGACGAUGAAGAUUCAAAGGCAGGUGGCGAUGCCAAGGAGAAGAUCAACUUUGACAACUUGGAUGUGGAUAAGGUGCGGCUUAAAGUGAAAGAAAAUCGAACAGUCAUCAACAGAAAGUCUCUAGAAGAAGACAAUGAGAAGCAAGUCAAGGAUAUGAACCAGAAGAGUUUCAUGGAGCAGGUGGAGAAGGAUGCCAAUGAUCGUGCAGAGGCACGUGCCAAAGCCGAAUACGAAGCAGAACUACAGAGAAGUCAGGGAAACGAAGCAUUUCGCAGCCAGAAGUACGAGAAGGCAAUCCUACAUUAUGACAAGGCUAUCAUCAAAGUUAAGGACAGCGCUAUUACAUAUUGCAAUCGCGCCUUGUGCUACAUCAAGCUACAGAACUAUAAGCGCGCCCUCAAGGACUGCCAGUACGUGUUGGAGAAGCUGCAGGAGAGUAAUCUCCGCGCCUGGCUCUACCAGGCCCACGCCUACAAGGGUUUGAAACAAGACGACAAGUUCGAGGAAAGCGUGGUCAAGGCACGUGAACACAAUCCCAAGCAACUGGCGUACAUUGACAAGUACAUUAAGCAACUGGAAGCCGAUCUUAAAGCACUAGAAAUAUAACUUAUUUAAUUUUGCAUUAUAUACUCACUCAGCAUAAGCAUGACACCCAAAAACGAGACACACGAAUAAAGAAACGGCAGGUGAACACUGCCCAAAUCUGUGAAGCAUG